This is a messenger RNA of Penicillium verhagenii, 2316 nucleotides long. RefSeq names its product OPT family oligopeptide transporter. The record is from RefSeq and is a predicted model, not a curated record. The transcript is spliced from 8 exons. Gene Ontology annotation, molecular function: oligopeptide transmembrane transporter activity. Bases 1 to 2316 code for a protein of 771 amino acids. Gene Ontology annotation, biological process: transmembrane transport. NCBI's taxonomy places the organism in Eukaryota, Fungi, Ascomycota, Eurotiomycetes, Eurotiales, Aspergillaceae.
AUGAAUACCGUCCAGGAAUCUCUCAAGGAGGGAUGUGACCACGCAAUGGAUCCCAUCGACGUGGAAAGACCUGAAAAACCUGCUGGUUUUUAUCCCGUCCAGGAGAUUGAUCUUGAUGCUGAAAUUGACAAUUCCCGUGUCAUUAAGACAGGUAUCGAUGUCUCUAAUCACUUGAUCUCUUUGCGAGAUGACUUCGACCCUGCCAUGACAUUUCGCAACAUGUUCCUUGCCUCUGGCCUAGCAUGCUUUGUAGCUGCCAUGACCAUGAUUUACAAGUUCAAACCAACCGAGAGCACCAUCACGGGAACGUUUCUCGUCUUGAUUUCCUACAUUCUCGGCACUGGUUGGGCCAAUCUGCUCCCCCGUGGUGAUAAAUUUGAGGCUCGUUGGAGGGAAAAAGGUGGUCAAGGCGACCUCCCUUGGGGCAUCCGUGCUUUGAAGUUUAUCAACAAUGGCCAAUGGUCUCUGAAAGAGCAUGCAAUCUGCCAAAUCACUGCUUCAUCUGCUGGCAGUGUUGUCGAUGCUUGUAUGGUUUUUGCCGCACAGCUUCUUUUCUACGAUAUGCGCCUAACUGCAACGACGAUCAUUCUCUCUACAAUCUCUAUCAAUCUCUUCGGGUAUGGGCUAUGUGGUCUCUUUCGCCCCAUUUCAGUCUGGCACCCAGAGGCGUUUUACUGGGGCUCUUUACCAAUCAUCAAGUCCCUCCAGGGGCUCCACUGGCAAGAGGUGAGAAACUCCAGGCCACUCCGACUUUUUUGGUAUGCUUUUGCUGGUAUGGCCGCAUACGAGAUCUUUCCCGCGUGGGUUUUCCCAUGGCUCAACUCAGUCUCUAUUCCGUGUCUAGCUGCACAGAAAACGACAGGAAGCACUGCCGAGGUGCUGACGAAUGUCUUCGGAGGGUCCGUCAACAAUGAAGGCCUGGGUCUUUUUUCACUGACAUUCGACUGGCAAUACAUCACUUCUGCUUCGCUAGCCUUUCCUUUGACCUUGCAACUACAUUCCGCUAUCGGAUUUGGCGCAUGUUUUCUUUUCAUGAUUGGAAUAUAUUACGGCAAUGUCUGGGGCUCAAAGUCACUUCCAUUUAUGUCAUCAAGACUUCUCACAUCCAAUGGCACCAAAUACCCUACUGCGAAGUUGUUCCCUGAUGGCGUGCUUGACGAGUCAAUCUUGCUCGAAUUCGGAGUUCCCAAAUUGGCUGGCUCAUUUGUAUGGGGUGUGUUCUGCGCUUUUGCUGCAAUUGGUGCUUUGAUCGUCCAUUGCCUCUUGUUCUGGAGUAAGGAUAUGUGGCAGACAAUCAAAAGGGCAAAGGCCGCUAAAUUCGACGAUCGCCACCACACCCACAUGAUCAAUCACUACAAGGAAGCGCCCUGGUGGUGGUAUGCGUUGGUUCUUCUUGCAAGCUUUAUUCUCGGUCUGAUCGUUGUGCUCAAAGAGGAUAUAACACUGACAGCUUGGGCUUAUGUGGUCGCCCUGAUCUUUGGGUCUACCAUUGCACCAUUCAGUAUAAUUCUCUUCUCUCGCUUUGGAAAUGGCAUUGCUACCAAUCAACUAUCGAAGAUGCUGGCUGGUCUCAUGAUUCCCGGAAGACCAGUUGGGAAUAUGUACUUUGCUGCAUGGUCACAUAAUGUCAUUGCCGGCUCCUUAAAUCUAUCCAACGAUCUGAAAAUGGGCGAGUACUUGAAGAUUCCUCCUCGCGUCAUGUUUGUCACCCAGAUCUGGGGAACUCUUCUUGGCGGCUUUAUCAGCUACGCAGUCAUGAUAUCAAUCGUGUCCAAAAACCGCGAUGUUUUAAUCAAUGGCAACGGAAACGCCUCCUGGAGUGGCGUCAAUGUGCAAUCCUACAAUACUACCGCAACAGCUUGGGCUCUUGCCAAGUACUUUUUCAAAAGUGGUGCCGAGUAUUCAAUCGUACCUAUUGGCAUGGUUAUCGGCGGUGCGAUUGUUGUUGUUCAUCGUAUCUUCUGCCAGAUGAUUCCUAAGAUCCGGAAUUUCGAUGUCCGCGAUAUCAACAUGCCCCAGUUCAUUCAAUAUGCAGGCUACAUUCCAUACAAUAGCCCUCAGACUUGCACAAUUCUCACCCCUAUCAUUGCCGGUGUUUUUGUACAGUACUAUCUCCGAAACUACCGCCCACGCAUCUUCCACGAGUACUUAUAUCUGUUCACUAGUGGCCUUGAUGGUGGAUCUUUUUUGGUACUGUUCAUCCUGUCUUUUGCUGUUUUAGGAGCUGGUGGAUCUUCGUAUCCGAUGCCCUCCUGGUGGGGAAAUAAUGUGGACGGCUACUACGAUUGGUGUCCAUCUCCUAGUUCGGAGACGUAG